This is a messenger RNA of Fusarium subglutinans, 945 nucleotides long. Its product is annotated as galactinol synthase. Bases 1 to 945 code for a protein of 314 amino acids. The transcript has 2 exons. Gene Ontology annotation, molecular function: glycosyltransferase activity. The record is from RefSeq and is a predicted model, not a curated record. Lineage: Eukaryota; Fungi; Ascomycota; Sordariomycetes; Hypocreales; Nectriaceae.
AUGGUUUCGGAGAAUACUGCAACUCUACCUCCAAAAGUGUGGGCAACUUUGGUGACAAAUGAUGAUUAUCUCAAGGGCGUACUGACACUCAACUACCGUUUGCGAUGUGUCAAAUCGAGAUAUCCGCUCCUGGUUUUAUACACCCGCACAUUAUCCCUUACCAGCGUUGAGUCUCUGAAGCGUCGAAGCAUAGCAACGCUCCUAGUACCACGACUCACCCCGACGACCACAAAAGAAUACACCGAUGACCUUCGAUUUAAUGAGUGUUGGACAAAGCUGAUCGCCUUCUCACUCAUAGACUACUCACGAAUUGUUCUCCUAGAUUCGGAUAUGUUACCACUACAGAACAUGGAUGAACUCAUGGACCUUGACCUCGACUUACCAUCAGUAAGCGGAUCUGGAGACAUUACUCGUAGUAAAAGAGUGUUCGCUGCUUGUCAUGCAUGUACUUGCAAUCCCUUACGAAAGCCGCACUAUCCGCCGAAUUGGAAGCCCGAGAAUUGCGCGUUUACGUCCCAGCAUGCCUCACCAGACGUCGCACAAAUUACUGGGGCAGAUAUCUUAACAGGACUGGGCAAACUCAACAGUGGACUUCUGGUCAUCAACCCAUCGAAAGUCAUUUUUGAUCAGAUCGUCACGAAAAUGAAUGAGACUGGUCUCGACUACCAGUUUCCAGAUCAGGACCUAUUGGCGGAUCUUUACAAAGGUCGUUGGGUCGCAUUACCAUAUAUCUACAACGCCUUGAAGACGAUGCGGGAUCCAAGCGUGCACGGGGCUAUAUGGCGUGAUGAGAAAGUCAAGAACGUUCAUUACAUUCUCAGCCCCAAGCCGUGGGAUGAGCUCGGGUUAGAUGGGACGUGGACGGGGGAUAAGCCUAUACAUAAGUGGUGGAUUGACGCGUACAAGUCAAUGCGCGCAGAGGAAAAGACACUCGGAAUUUCUUAA